This is a messenger RNA of Magnolia sinica, 672 nucleotides long. Its product is annotated as F-box/LRR-repeat protein 25-like. NCBI's taxonomy places the organism in Eukaryota, Viridiplantae, Streptophyta, Magnoliopsida, Magnoliales, Magnoliaceae. The record is from RefSeq and is a predicted model, not a curated record. Bases 1 to 672 code for a protein of 223 amino acids. The transcript has a single exon. Gene Ontology annotation, molecular function: protein binding.
AUGCUUCAACAACAAAACAUCAUCACCGUUCAAAACCCUGACCACAUCAUCAAUCUACCAGAUUCCACCGUUCAAAACCCUGACCACAUCAGCAAUCUACCAGAUUCCAUCCUUCACUGCAUCCUCUCCUUCUUGCAUGCCACCGAUGCAGUGAAGACGGUCCUUCUAUCAAAAAGGUGGGCCCAUCUGUAUACUUCCACCCCAAAUCUACACUUCCAAAAAUCCCGUCUCUGCAAACGAAACGACAACGAUUUCGUAUCCUUCGUCAACCAAGCUUUGAUUCUCUACGAAAGCCCUACCAUUCAGGAAUUCCAUCUCGUCUUCUAUUAUAAAGGUAAGUUUUAUACCCCCAUCAUUGAUGACUGGAUCCGCUUCGCAUUGUGGAAAAAGGCCCGAGUAAUCCAUCUCGAACUCUCCGGUGAUGGUUUUUCAAAUUGGGGCUAUUGGAAGUUUGUUGGGAUUGACUCAUACUCAUUGCCCCUUGAUUCGUUCAAUAACGAUUCGUUGACAGAGCUGAGGCUCAAUUCCGUCAACAUCAAUCCGCCCAUGAUUGUUUCUUGGAAAAACAUGAAGAAGUUCUCUUUGGAACAGACCAGUAUGGCGGAUUAUGAGAUGGAACGGGUUUUGAAUGGAUGCCUGGUGCUCGAAGAAUUGUUUCUUGGAAAAACAUGA